Lactuca virosa is the source of this 1116-nucleotide messenger RNA. The record is from the annotation of a GenBank genome assembly. NCBI's taxonomy places the organism in Eukaryota, Viridiplantae, Streptophyta, Magnoliopsida, Asterales, Asteraceae.
AUGAUGUGGAAAACCCUGAAAAAGAUCCCCUCCCUCCUCCACCUAUCAUUGAAUCAAAAAACUGCUUUACAAUACUUCACAAGUGCAUCAGGCGUAUUCCUUUUCGGGUCCCUCAACUUUCUCCAACAUGACAGAUUAGACCUUCAAACAAUGUGGCGUUUCCUUCCAGCUGCUAUUAUCUUCUAUCUUUCUCUCUUCACAAACAGUGAACUCCUCCUUCAUGCAAAUGUUGACACCUUCAUUGUAUUUCGAUCAGCAGUUCCAAUCUUUGUUGCCAUUGGAGAAACCCUUUACCUCCACCAACCAUGGCCUUCACUAAAGACAUGGCUUUCACUUGCCACCAUUUUUGCAGGGAGUGUGGUUUAUGUCAUCACAGAUUACCAAUUUACCCUCAUGGCGUACACUUGGGCUUUAGCAUAUCUUAUAAGCAUGUCCAUAGAUUUUGUGUACAUAAAACAUGUGGUAAUGACAAUCGGUUUGAACACAUGGGGUCUUGUUCUUUACAAUAAUCUUGAAGCUCUGUUACUUUUCCCAUUGGAGUUGUUGAUAAUGGGGGAAUUGAAGAAGAUAAGACAUGAAAUUAAAGAGGAGACAGAUUGGUAUUCUUUUGAGGUGAUUUUGCCAGUGGGUUUAUCAUGUUUGUUUGGUUUGGCGAUUUCUUUUUUUGGAUUUUCUUGUAGAAGGGCGAUUUCGGCAACGGGUUUUACAGUUCUUGGGAUUGUGAAUAAGCUUUUAACUGUGGUGAUUAAUUUGAUGAUUUGGGAUAAACAUUCGAGUUUUAUUGGGACAAUUGGGCUUUUGAUUUGUAUGUUUGGUGGGGUUAUGUAUCAGCAGUCUACUAGCAAGAACCCUAAUUCCAAACCUGUUGAUGUUAAACAAGUUGUUGUUCAAGAAGAUGAGCAACAAAAACUGCUUGAAAUGCAAGAUGUCAUGAGUUCAGAGGAAGCAAAAUGAGUUACAUGUUUUAAAAGUAUUGUUUUUUUACACAUUUGUUGCAGUAGUGUACACUGGAAAAUUGUUAUUUUACUUAAAAUAUUGUAGAAUAGGUCAAAGAUUCAUUUUUUUUAAUCAAAGGAGGACAUCAUAUGUGCUUAAAAUUGAAAUAAACAAGACCUC